Arabidopsis lyrata subsp. lyrata is the source of this 794-nucleotide messenger RNA. RefSeq names its product agamous-like MADS-box protein AGL97. Gene Ontology annotation, molecular function: RNA polymerase II cis-regulatory region sequence-specific DNA binding; DNA-binding transcription factor activity, RNA polymerase II-specific; protein dimerization activity. Gene Ontology annotation, biological process: positive regulation of transcription by RNA polymerase II. Lineage: Eukaryota; Viridiplantae; Streptophyta; Magnoliopsida; Brassicales; Brassicaceae. The record is from RefSeq and is a predicted model, not a curated record.
AGUGAGUCCAUAAUCAUAUUCUUUCACAACAGGCAAACACAAAAAAUUAUUAGUCUCGUCUCGUUCUCUGUUUGUGAAUUUGAGAAAAAAACAUAAUGGGUGGUGUGAAGAGCAAGAUUGCUAUAAAGAAGAUAAAGAAGAAAGAUUCACGAGCGGUUACAUUCUCAAAACGUCGUAAGGGUCUUUAUAGUAAGGCUUCUGAGCUUUGUCUUCUCUCCGACGCAGAGAUUGCGAUCAUAGCGACUCCAGUUUCUUCUAAUUCUAAUGCUUCUUACUACACUUUUGGCCACCCCUGUGGUAGUGUUGUUUCUGCUUUUCUCGAGAAUCAGCGUCCUUGCGAUGAAAAGUUAGGGUUUUGGUGGGAAGAUGAGAGUCUUGUAAUAUCAGAGAAUCUGGAGGAGUUGAGAGAGGCGAUGGAUUCAAUGUCGACCAUGUUGCGAGAUCUGAAGGAGUUGGAAAAGCAAAAGCAAACCCUAAAUAUUCAACCGUGUUCUGCAAGUGUUUGCGUUGAAGAUGACGUAACUGUGAAUAAGAACACGGAAGAGCAAACCCUAGCGGUUUCUGCCAACAGCAACAACAACGGUUUACUUGGAAACUUCAAUGAGUACAAUCAAGAGUUUGAUGAUCUUGAUCAAAUCUUUGAUUUUCUGACAAACUCUGAAGUUUUAUCGAUGAAUUUGGAGAUGGAUAAUGUCUGAUGUCUCUAUGGUGACAAUUUGUGUUGUUAUGUUGAAAUUGUUCUUUUUGGUUUUUAAGCUAAUGAGGAUGAUAAAAAUCUUGAUUAUUUCUAUAAU